Molecule: messenger RNA, 3543 nt
Organism: Zonotrichia albicollis (white-throated sparrow)
Lineage: Eukaryota; Metazoa; Chordata; Aves; Passeriformes; Passerellidae
Source: RefSeq, a predicted model, not a curated record
CACACAGGUCAGGUGGAUUAGAGCAAGCUCAGGUUGGCAAAUCCCACAGGGGAGCAGAUGUUUUGUUUGGCGUCCCUUCCCGAAAAUCCCACGCCAUGAACAUUCCAUAAUCCAGGGCAGACGGAGCGAGCCGGGCAGGGGACGGACGGUGGGCAAAGGCAAUGCUGUGUCUUUAAUUUUCUUUUCCGAGAGGGAAGCGAAGUCUGCAGAGCCAUGACAGCCUCACUUGUUCAGCCUUUAAUGCGCGCUGGGUUUUCUCCAGUGGAGGGCACUCGGCGCUCCGCAAACUCCAUCCCCGGCACCCGCCAGCUCCGGAGCAUCAUCGCUCUCUGGAAAGCCUCGGAAUUAGACGAGAGCUGCCUCUCAGCACAGCCACAAAACACUUUAAACCCGAGCAGCUGAAUGGAAUAAACCGAGCCUGCGGGGCUGCCGAGCCGGGCUCGGGCACAGCGCGGGAGGCCCUGCGGAGGAUGGAUCGCGGUGCCCGGCCAUGGCAAGAGGCAGCAGCGGCACAAUGAGGGAUGCCAGGCACCGCCAGAGCAUCGCUCCUUCCUCCCGCAGAAGUUGGUUCGUCUCCAUCGCCUGCUCCGGCUUUUCUUUCGAAAAAAUCGCCACUUAACGCCGCCGCUCCUCUGAUGACUUCCACAAUGGCUCUCAGAGCUUAGAGUCCCUCCCUACCCCCCCACACUCCCCCCAUCCUUCGUCCUGUCUUCCCCACCCCCAACCCCUUCCCUUCUCCUUUUCCCUUCCCCUCGUCCCCCAAAAAAUUCCGGCUGCUCCUCUCCGGGGAACUUUGUGGGGUUCCUGGCGGGCAGGGCUGGAUGGCGGCGGGGCGAGCGGCAGCGACGUGAGGAUGCUGAUGGUUUAAAGAGGGAGAGAAGGAGGCUGAGGGGAUAAACCCGAAAAAAUUUUGAAAAGGGGGAAGAGAGAGGAGAAAACAUCUGGAGGAAGGCGAAGGAGGACGUUAUUGAUGACAAAAGGAUGGCCCAAGAGCUGCCGCUGCGACGGCAAGAUCGUGUACUGCGAGUCGCACGCCUUCCGCGACAUCCCCCACAACAUCUCCAGCGGCUCCCAGGGCCUCUCCCUGCGCUACAACAGCAUCCAGAAGCUCAAAUCCCACCAGUUCGCCGGCCUCAACCAGCUCAUAUGGCUCUACCUCGACCACAACUACAUCAGCUCCGUGGACGAGGACGCCUUCCAGGGGAUCCGCCGGCUGAAGGAGCUGAUCCUGAGCUCCAACAAAAUCACCCACCUGCACAACAAGACCUUCCACCCCGUGCCCAACCUCCGCAACCUGGACCUGUCCUACAACAAGCUGCAGGUGCUGCAGGCGGAGCAGUUCAAGGGGCUCCGCAAGCUGCUGAUCCUGCACCUGAGGUCCAACUCGCUGAAAACGGUGCCCAUCCGCGUUUUCCAGGACUGCCGCAACCUCGACUUCCUGGAUUUGGGCUACAACCGCCUGCGGAGCUUGUCCCGCAACGCCUUCGCCGGCCUGCUGAAGCUGACGGAGCUCCACUUGGAGCACAACCAGUUUUCCAAGAUCAAUUUCGCCCACUUCCCGCGGCUCUUCAACCUGCGCUCCAUCUACCUGCAGUGGAAUAGGAUCCGCUCCAUCAGCCAGGGCUUGACGUGGACCUGGAGUUCCUUGCACAACUUGGAUUUAUCGGGCAACGACAUCGCGGGCGUGGAGCCCGGCACCUUCCAGUGCCUGCCCAACCUGCAGAAGCUGAACCUGGAUUCCAACAAGCUCACCAACAUCUCCCAGGAGACCAUCAACACGUGGAUCUCGCUCAUCUCCAUCACCCUGUCCGGGAAUAUGUGGGAAUGUACGCGGAGCAUUUGCCCCCUGUUUAAUUGGCUUAAGAAUUUCAAGGGAAAUAAGGAGAGCACCAUGAUCUGCGCGGGCCCCAAGCACAUCCAGGGCGAGAAGGUGAGCGACGCGGUGGAAACCUACAACAUCUGCGCCGAAAUCCAGGUGGUGGCCACGGAGAGGUCCUACCAGGCCCCCAGAACCCCCCAGAGACCCGUGUUCAUCCCCAAACCCACCGUGUCCAAACUGGAGAGCCACCAGCCGACGCCGGCGACGCCGAGCCCUUCCGCGGACAUCCCGACACCCGCGGUGGAGCCGGAAUACGAGCACGUGUCCUUCCACAAGAUCAUCGCGGGGAGCGUGGCCCUCUUCCUCUCGGUGGCCAUGAUCCUGCUGGUCAUCUACGUGUCCUGGAAGCGUUACCCCGCCAGCAUGAAGCAGCUGCAGCAGCACACGCUGAUGAAGAGGCGCAGGAAAAAGGCGCGGGAGUCAGAGAGGCAAAUGAACUCCCCUUUGCAGGAAUAUUACGUGGACUACAAGCCAACAAACUCUGAGACCAUGGAUGUAUCCGUUAAUGGAUCUGGGCCCUGCACCUACACCAUCUCUGGCUCCAGGGAAUGCGAGGUAUGAACCAUGAAUCCUCCUAAAACCAUUUCAGCUGCUGGGAAGGAGAGGUAAAUGUUUCGAAGCUCUUGAGGUGUCUCUGAAUGUGAGAAAGAUUGAUGAGAUUUUGGGGUUUGGGGUUUUUUUUCUUGCCUGUGUCAGGGUUUGCUCUGUGGAAGGUUCUCUGGUGUUAAGUGACAACAGGCAGGGAAGGGAUGGUGAUUAUUUUGAAUAAUUAAGACUUAUUAAAAAAGCGAUUAAAUUGGAGUCAACAACUGUGAUAAAGGCAUCUGGAGUGUUGUUCUCCCCCUGUUUGCACCCAUUUGAUGAGCUGUGGCUACAACAGAAUCCUAUUUUUAAUGGAUUGGUAGAUGCAGAGGAGCUUAAGAGCCUUUUCUGGUUUAAAACUAAAUGUGGAAACCUCUUUCCUCCAGACCCCACAUCAAAUCUGGAGGGGUUUGUGGCCUAUUUAAUGCUAAAGCCAGAGAUUUCCUGCAUUUUUGGUCUGGUCCAGGAACAAUCCAGGGACAACAGGACUGCAGCAGGAUCUUGGAGUUGUUUUCCUGGAGGCAGCAGGAACACAGAGGCUCCUCUGGACGCGAGCCUUUGUCAAACAGCACGUUUGGGUUGGGAGAAGGGGACUCUUGGAGGGUUUAAUUGCAUUUCAGGGAUCAGUGGAGGCUUAGACAGCCCUGCUGGAGCUGAUUCCCACAAUCUUGAUUUGACCCAGCAACACGGGGAAACGCAAUCAGGAAAAGCUCUCAGCUCUCUUCCCUUCUGCCGUCCAGCUUUGCAAGGAAAUUCCAAAUUGCUGCGUUGCUCCACUGCUGGGGAUGCAGGGGAUGGGUUUGCUUGGGAUGCUGCUGCUUGUUUGGAGCUGGCAGAGGAGGAUUUGUGCAAUUCCACUGCAGUUCUGCUCACUCAAUCCUGCUUGGGACGUGGCACCAGGUGGGCUUGGCUUCCUUGGUGGUGGAUGUUCUACCUGAGGGCGUUUUGUGUGCCUGUUGGAGUUUAUUCCCCACAGGUUGGGGUUGGCUGUGGGAAUUGUGAGCCCUGGAUUUGGCACCUGGGUGUGGUGAGGAUGAGCAGGGUGGGAUCUGGAUUGUUCAAACCCCGAUGUUUCGAAUUGA